Molecule: messenger RNA, 939 nt
Organism: Lecanosticta acicola
Lineage: Eukaryota; Fungi; Ascomycota; Dothideomycetes; Mycosphaerellales; Mycosphaerellaceae
Source: the annotation of a GenBank genome assembly
AUGUGGACGGCGCUGAACACACUCGGCUACACUCCGUACCAUUUCAAAGAAGUUAAAAAGAACAUCCAAGAUCGCCAUCUUUUCUGCUGGAGGGAAGCGCUCAUCGCGAAGCUGUACGGAAGUGGCAAGCCAUACGGCAAAGCCGACUUUGACAAGCUGCUCCAACACUAUGAUGUGAGUGGCCUUGUGUGAGCAUGUUGUCCGCCAGCUGACGUUGAACAUAGGCCGUAACAGACGCCCCCGCCGUGAACUUUUCCGAAGAGCUCAUCGCAGCAUACCCGGAUGCAAAAGUCAUACUGACCAAGCGGGAUCCCAAUAAGUGGCUCGCCUCGAUCCUCCGGUCCUAUCAUGCCGUCAUCGAAUCGAAAGUCUUCCGCGUCGCGGCGGCGAUGGAUCCAGUGAGCUUGCCCUCCUCCUCCACAGAUCCAUAGCAUACUUUCUCACGAUGUGAUGUAGGGCUUCAGCAUGCUCGAAGAAGUCCUCCGCCUCGUCCUCUGCCAUUGGACUGGUGGGGACUGGCGCAACCGCGACAAGCUCAUUGAAGGGUACCACGCCCACAACGAGCUCAUCAGAGAUAUCGUGCCUCCAGAAAAUCUCCUCGAAUGGGCACCGGAGGAUGGAUGGGAGCCGAUUUGCAAAUUUCUGGAGAAGCCGAUCCCGGAGGAGCCAUUUCCUCAUUCGCAUAAAGGCGAUCGUGUCGCUGAGGGCUUGACCAUGGCCGCAAGACUCCGCUUGGCCAAGGGCGUUUUGCAGACCGCCGUCGUGCCUGUGCUUCUCACUUCCGUCGCGUGUGGAUGUCUGCUCCUUGAGUAUGGUGGUCCAUACUGGGCGGGAGUCAAGUCAGUCGUAGGCAGUAAGAUGGGGUCAUCAUGGCCGUGGAUAUUGUUCGGGACGCCGAUUGUGGUGUUGAAGACGUGGAGUUAUGUGACGAAUAGGUAG